Messenger RNA from Gastrolobium bilobum, 534 nucleotides. RefSeq lists its product as uncharacterized. The record is from RefSeq and is a predicted model, not a curated record. The coding region runs from base 1 to 534 and encodes 177 amino acids. The transcript is spliced from 2 exons. Lineage: Eukaryota; Viridiplantae; Streptophyta; Magnoliopsida; Fabales; Fabaceae.
AUGAUACAACUUUUCAAGACCACUAAUGAUCACAUAAAUGAGACAAGAGCCUACCACAAGAAUCAAGAUGCAUCCAUCAGAAACUUGGAGACUCAAAUAGGCCAACUUUCAAGACAACUUGCUGAGAGGAGUCAAGGAACAAUCCCUAGUGAUAUCAUUGUGAAUCCAAGGGAGCACUACAAUGCAAUCACUACUAAAAGUGAGGAGCUAGAAAAAGAGGAAGUUGAAGCUUCUGCAGAAGCUCUGGAGCAAAUGCCUUCAUAUGCCAAAUUCCUGAAGGAAACAUUAUCUAAGAAGAGGAAGCUCACAGAGGAUAAACCGAUUACACUAACAGAGGAGUGCAGUGCAAUUUUAGAGAAAAACAUGCCUCCAAAGUUGAAGGAUCCAAGAAGCUUCAGUAUUCCAUGCACCAUUGGCAAGACGACUGUAGAGAGAGUCUUAUGCGAUCUUGGUGCUAGCAUUAAUGUGAUGCCAUUAAAUCUGAUGAAGAAGCUGGGAAUUAAUGAAGUGAAGCCAACUAGGAUGAAUGUUUAA